AUGACCUCUCAGCAGCAUCCGGUCGAUCUUCUUCAUCCUCAGAAGCAGCAGCCGCUGGCCACUUUUCUUCGUGCUCAGGGGCAGCAGCGACCGGUCAGGGUUCGACGAGUAUGGGCUUCAAAUUUGGAGCUUGAGUUCUCCAUCAUCGCCCAAGUGCUCCCUCGAUUUCCCAUGGUGUCUUUCGACACCGAGUUCUGUUGUUGUACGGAGAGUACUAAAUUGUAUCAAAAUAACAAAUGCACCCUCCUCCCGCAGAAGCCGCACUACCUUCUCUCGGCGGAUGAGCGGUACGCUUUCUUGAAGGCCAACGUAGAACGGUCGAAGUUGACCCAACUCGGUCUCACCCUCUUCGACUCCGAUGGCAAUCUUCCCGGCGGCGUUGGAGAGGCUUUCAUCUGGGAGUUCAAUUUCUGCGACUUUGACGUCUGUCGAGACAAACUCGAUUACAAUUCGGAUGGAAUCGACUUCCGAAUGCUAUUUCUCCAAGGGAUCGACCCCGUCGCUUUGCUGCUUGUUGUCAAGUGGCAGGUCUCGGUGCGUCAUUGCCCCCGUUGCGCCCCACCACCGCAGAAUGGAUUGUCUUCGGCAGCUGAUAUGACUUCGGUUACAUGGUAA
Zingiber officinale is the source of this 615-nucleotide messenger RNA. Its product is annotated as probable CCR4-associated factor 1 homolog 9. The coding region runs from base 1 to 615 and encodes 204 amino acids. Gene Ontology annotation, cellular component: CCR4-NOT complex; P-body; CCR4-NOT core complex. NCBI's taxonomy places the organism in Eukaryota, Viridiplantae, Streptophyta, Magnoliopsida, Zingiberales, Zingiberaceae. The transcript is spliced from 2 exons. Gene Ontology annotation, molecular function: poly(A)-specific ribonuclease activity; nucleic acid binding. The record is from RefSeq and is a predicted model, not a curated record.